AUGGCGUUCAAUAAGAAAUAUGCGGGGCUUCCGGAUCUGGACCUCGCGCCCGAUAUCUACGAGACUCCCGAUCUGACCGAUGAAGUGUCCACCGUACCGACUGCAACAGUCCGCACCAAUUCCAACCCCGAUGAUGAUGAUGCUGGCUCCAACCCCGACAUUGACCGCCAAGGCAUCAAUGCGGACGAGGCGCGCGCUCACUUCCUCGGAGCUACCGUUGAUGCGCGCGAAGUCAAUUUCUCCGACAGUAUCGCUACAAAACGGAAAGCAUAUAGAAGUAAGAGUCGCAGACGCCGGAGAGACGAGAAUGGUUUGGAAGAAGUAGGGGACUUCAGCGACAGCGAAGAUGAAGGGCUGGACAGAAGACUUGCUCGUCUUCGCAGAGAAGUGGAGGAAUUGAAGGAUGAGAUGGCUUCUCGCCAAACCGGAUCAGAGUCCAAUGAACCCCAGGCAGAGCACAAGGAGGGACUGGACGAUGGAGUGCUAGAGUUGAGUCGAGCAUUGGAUAACCUCUAUGCCUCCUCCCGGAGCGCAUCCGGGCCGCACUCGGCAGCCGCGAUACUAUCCAAAAAGAUCUCUGAAACAUCACCCGAUGAUCCUGACAAGCCGGAUGGACCGGCUGAGAAGGCGGAGAAAAAGACGACUUCCCCUAGUGCUCCAUCUUCCGGUGUUCUGGCGCACGCUGCGGCCUUUGACGGCCGGCUAGCGCUUGUUGAGGCUGCGAUGGGCAUCUCCAGCUCCUCGAACCCCUUCAUCGCCGAUGGGAGCUCGGAUAUACCACUCCAACCUGUGCUACCGGCGCUAGACCACCUGACGUCCCGCCUGACCACUCUUAUGAACAUUCUCGUCGGCCCGGCUCCUGUCUCGGCGGUCCCGACAAUAGGUUCCGCUCUACCCUCAACAACAGUUUCGACACCUCAUCUCGAGAAUCUGUCGACUCGCGUGAGAAAGCUAACCGCCGACACUGAGGCCCUUGCAUCCGCACGCAAGCGCGCCGUCGAUGCAGCUAAGGCCGCUCAAAAUGCCCGCAUCGCCUCCGCAGCGCUCGAACCCUCCGACAUGUCCGUGUCCUCAUCCGCCACAGAAGUCGACCCCGCAGCGACCCAACGCGAUGAGCAAGCCACGAAGAUCCAAGCUCUCUACGCCACCUUGCCAACCAUCCAAUCCCUCCACCCCAUUCUCCCCAGCGUCCUGGAACGACUUCGCUCCCUCCGUGCCAUCCACGCAGGCGCCGCUCAAGCCUCCGAAUCCCUUGAUGAGCUGGAACGACGCCAGGCCGAUAUGGCGCGGGAAAUCGACCAGUGGCGCGAGGGCUUGCAUGUUGUCGAAGAAAAGAUGAACCAGGGAGAGGCAGCCCUAAAGAGCAAUAUCGCACUUGUUGAGCCCUGGGUGCGUGAUCUGGAGGGUAGAUUGGAUCGGUUGGCAAGUAAGGAGGCAUGA
Molecule: messenger RNA, 1440 nt
Organism: Aspergillus bombycis
Lineage: Eukaryota; Fungi; Ascomycota; Eurotiomycetes; Eurotiales; Aspergillaceae
Product: dynactin subunit
Exons: 3
Coding region: 1-1440 (479 amino acids)
Biological process (GO): mitotic spindle organization
Cellular component (GO): cytoplasm; dynactin complex
Source: RefSeq, a predicted model, not a curated record